CUUCCGGCGGCGGGCGGAAGCGGCGCCGGGCCGCGAUGGAGGAGUGAGAGCGGCGGGCUGGGAAUGGCCGUCCACGGCGCUAUGGAGACGGUGCAGCUGAGGAACCCGCGGCGGCAGCUGAAGAAGUUGGAUGAAGACAGCUUAACCAAACAGCCUGAAGAAGUAUUUGAUGUAUUGGAGAAGCUUGGAGAAGGUUCGUAUGGCAGUGUGUUCAAAGCUAUUCAUAAAGAGACGGGUCAGGUGGUUGCAAUCAAACAGGUUCCUGUGGAGUCUGACCUGCAAGAGAUUAUAAAGGAGAUAUCCAUAAUGCAGCAGUGUGACAGGCUGGACUUGUACAGUCAAGUUACCCCGUAUCAGCUGAGUCAUGUUUGGGUAGUGUUAACCCAAGUGAAGCCCUCAUGUGGUGAAAUAUUACGGCAGCUACUUUAAGAACACAGACCUGUGGAUCGUCAUGGAAUACUGCGGCGCUGGAUCCGUGUCUGAUAUUAUUCGGUUACGAAAUAAAACUCUUACAGAGGAGGAAAUUGCUACGAUAGUACAAUCAACACUGAAAGGGCUGGAGUACCUGCAUUUUAUGAGGAAAAUACAUAGAGAUAUCAAAGCUGGAAAUAUAUUGCUAAAUACAGAGGGACAUGCUAAGCUUGCAGAUUUUGGAGUGGCAGGACAACUCACAGAUACCAUGGCAAAACGGAACACAGUUAUAGGGACCCCGUUUUGGAUGGCUCCAGAAGUGAUUCAAGAGAUUGGAUACAAUUGCGUUGCAGACAUCUGGUCACUGGGAAUCACUGCAAUAGAAAUGGCUGAAGGCAAACCACCAUAUGCAGAUAUUCAUCCUAUGAGGGCAAUUUUCAUGAUUCCUACCAAUCCGCCUCCAACGUUUCGGAAACCAGAGCUCUGGUCAGAUGCUUUCACAGACUUCGUGAAGCAGUGUCUUGUCAAGAGCCCUGAGCAGCGUGCUACUGCAACACAGCUUCUGCAGCACCCAUUUGUUAAAAGUGCCAAAGGAGCAUCAAUUCUGCGCGAUUUGAUUAACGAAGCGAUGGACAUCAAACUGAAACGCCAGGAGGCACAACAGCGUGAGCUGGAUCAAGAAGAUGAAGAAAAUUCAAACACCCCUUAUAGAAACUUUGUACUACACAAGAGCAACCGCCAGAAGUAUGAGGAGGAAGAUGAAACUGAUUCAGGUACCAUGGUGAGGGCAAGUGGAGAUGAAACUGGUACCAUCAGAGUGGUCAACACAAUGAGCGAUGGAGCCAACACCAUGAUAGAACACGAUGGCACCUUGGAAUCCCAGUUGGGUACAAUGGUCAUAAACACCGAAGAUGAAGAGGAGGAGGGCACCAUGAAAAGGAGGGAUGAAACAAUGCAGCCAGCCAGACCAUCAUUCCUGGAAUAUUUUGAGCAGAAAGCAAAGGAGAAUCAAGUCAAUAGCUUUGGGAAGAAUGUAUCUGGCCAGACAAAAAACUCAUCUGAUUGGAAAGUACCACAGGAUGGAGACUACGAGUUUCUGAAGACGUGGAGUGUGGAUGAGCUGCAGAGGAGGCUGUCGGCGCUGGACCCCAUGAUGGAGCAGGAGAUCGAGGAGAUCCGCCAGAAGUACCAGUCCAAGCGGCAGCCCAUCCUCGAUGCCAUCGAAGCCAAGAAGCGGCGGCAGCAGAACUUCUGAGCCACGGGUAGAAUGUCCUUCCAGCCUCCAGCAAUCAGCUCCUUGCUUCUAUGACUACUAAACAGGUUGAUUUCUAUUGAAAUACGCUAGCAAAAUAGAGGGCAAUACUUCUGCUCAUUUAUUUUUCCAUAGCACCUUUGUGAACUCAGGAAUGCCAUUAAGUGGAGAAUCCUUGUGGUGUGUUUUAAUUUAGGCACAUAUUUAAAGCAGUAUCCGAAGGAGUUCUGUUACUGUUUUUAGAUGGAUUAUUUUUAAGUCAGAUGAGUGGAUAGAAAUAGACCAAUGGAAGAUGGCUCACUCUCUUUUCAACUGAACCUUUCCAUACUCCGUUUUCUUUAAGUUAAUAUGAAUUGUGUAUUUAAUGGCUGCAUCUGUUGUGGGUUUUUUUUAUUGUUUUUGUUGUUCUUUGUGAAUGCACAGACUCUGUUUCAAGCUGAUGACUGUAUGGUUCUGCUGUUAAGGUACUGAUAAGUUUUAGGUCGUUGAAGAGAGUAGAUGAGAACACCUACAGACUGUCCCAGCUGUUUGGAAGACACUUAAAUCUCAUUUUUAAAAAGCUGUAAUAAGCCCCAUGCCUUACACUUUGUGCUUUGAUCGAGUGGGAUUUCUUCAAGAACUUGGUUUUGUCCUUUGCUUGUGUACGUUAGGAAUUAAUAUGAGUAGAUGAAGUGUGUUGUGCCUCCAAGAGAAGUUACAUUCUGUAAUUUAAAACCCACUUUGACUUAAAGCCGAAAGCCAAUCGAUGAUCUGACCUAAAACAAAGCAGAUUCCCCUCCGUCUGUCCUUCUGCUGACAGCAGAGUGCUGGGGGGGCACGGUGUGUGAAUGGGUGGAAGUCACUGAACCUCUCUCAGAAUUUGGUACUUCUGCUGUGUCUGAGAGCACUGCAAGCACUCUGCAAUGUGUGAAAUAUUUCAUACGCUUCAUCACUUCACAUUCACCUCUUUAGGUGCUGGAAUAAAAACUUCACAAUAUUUUGCAUUUCUGCCAGGCUUAGCACGUCAGAAAGUUAAACAGAAAGCAGACAUUCGUUGGGUUAUCAGAGAUGUGCAUUGUUGGAUGGAGAGGGGGCAGAGCUGAUCCAGAGAGGCCAAUGGCUGAUGUCCCAGAAGCCAAUGUCUGGGAAGAGAUUCAUUCUCUUCAGUCCCUCUGAGUGCUCCUUUCUCAUUAAAUUUCCCGACACGGGUCUAUGGCUGAAGAUGCCCUGCUUGUACAAUCAGUGAGGAUGG
This is a messenger RNA of Tympanuchus pallidicinctus (lesser prairie-chicken), 2894 nucleotides long. RefSeq names its product serine/threonine kinase 4 (gene STK4). Gene Ontology annotation, cellular component: cytoplasm. The record is from RefSeq and is a predicted model, not a curated record. Gene Ontology annotation, molecular function: protein serine/threonine kinase activity; ATP binding. Lineage: Eukaryota; Metazoa; Chordata; Aves; Galliformes; Phasianidae. Gene Ontology annotation, biological process: regulation of MAPK cascade; intracellular signal transduction; protein tetramerization. Bases 452 to 1666 code for a protein of 404 amino acids. The transcript is spliced from 13 exons.